Thelazia callipaeda (thelaziosis nematode) is the source of this 1335-nucleotide messenger RNA. NCBI's taxonomy places the organism in Eukaryota, Metazoa, Nematoda, Chromadorea, Rhabditida, Thelaziidae. The record is from the annotation of a GenBank genome assembly.
AUGUCUUUGGGAAAAAUAUGCAAAAGCAUAUCACAGGCACUACCUGCAGCUGUGGCUUGGUCUCUGAUUGUCGUCUGUACAGGAUGCUUUUUUUAUUUACUCGCACCAGCAAUAGUUCGGCAGUUUUCAAUAUGGGGCUACUUGAUGUGUGCUGUAGAUGCCGUUUUAUUUCUUUGUGUUAUGUCUAAUUUAUUUAUGGCUACUGCAAUGGAUCCUGGCAUACACCCUGUUGCAAGUGCUGCGGAAGAAACGCAGUUAGAUGAUUUUCGAUCACCACUUUAUAAAAAUGUAGAAAUAAAUGGCAUCACCGUUCGGAUGAAAUGGUGCGUUACAUGUAAAUUCUAUCGACCACCAAGAGCGUCACAUUGCUCAGUUUGUAAUCGAUGUAUAGACGCUUUUGAUCACCACUGUCCGUGGGUGCAUAACUGUGUUGGUCGACGCAAUUAUCGUUACUUUUUUUUAUUUUUAUUUUUUCUUAGUCUGCAUAUGGCUUGUGUUUUCUCACUGGCGCUCAGUUACACUAUUUUUAACAGGACAGAUCUGCUAACAAGGCCUAAUAUAUGUUCAAUUGUUUUGAUGGUAUUAUGCGUAUUGUUGGCUGUACCUGUUAUUGGUUUAACUGGAUUUCAUGUGGUUUUAGUUGUUCGUGGUCGUACAACUAACGAACAAGUUACGGGGAAGUUUCGCUCAGGAUACAAUCCAUUUACAAUUGGCUGUUGGGGCAAUAUACGGCGAACUCUAUGUGCAAGUCAAUAUCCUGCAUUCGAGAAAGUGAUAGCAAGGAAAAAUCGAAAACUUGAGAAAAAUUAUAAGAGUGGAGUGCCGAGUGUGGUUUAUGUACCUGAAAAUUCUUUCUCUAAAGGAGGUGGUCACAUUAGGAUGCGACAAGUAGCAGAAGAUGAUCAGUCUGUUGGAACUGCAGUUUCAGUAGGCCAGUCAUUUAAGAAAAAUAUAUCAGAUAGGGGAUCUAAAUGUAAUUUAUUUAACGAACAGGAUAACAAAAAUUCACGCCGACAGAGCGCUAUGUAUCAGGCUGCUGUGGAAGAAUCUAUGCGUUCAGCGCAUACUCAGGUCGUUCCACAAUAUAGUGUGAAUGAAAAUAAUCCAUCUCCUCUGGCAGGUAAUGAUAAAAGGCAGACUUCUUCGUCUGUUGUGGCGAAUGAUUUCGAAAUAAUCAGGUCUAGAAGUUUAUUUGCAAAUGUCAAUUCUGAUUCCACUGGUGGUUUCCGUUUUGUCGAAAAUGGUGGGCAAGUAAUUGAUAGAUCAAAACCUUUAAAAUUUACAGAUGCAGUACGUAUUCACGAAAGUUUAAGUGCUCAUAAUGUCAAUUCAUAA